UUUUUCUCCUUCAAUAUGGGAAGAUCUUUACUAAAGUCCCGAUCUAGACAAGUUUUAAAAUGUGGAGAGUAUUAUUGGAAGAAUAACUCGCAGCUUAGUUCCCUGCGAAUGUACAGCGAUGGUGGCAGCCUCAAGGAAGUGCUGGCCAAAAAGAUACCACAGGAGCGUGAAAAGAUGCUGGGCAUCAAGUGCCUGCACGGCGACAAGAAGCUGGGCGAGAUCAAGGUGAGCAACGUUAUGGGGGGACAGCGUGGGCUGCUGCUCCUCAUGUGCGACACCUCCUAUGUGGAUCCCAACAAGGGCAUCUUCUACCGCGGGAUACCACUGAAGGAGGUGUGCGCCAAGCUGCCGCGUACCCAGAAGGGCAGCAAGGAGGGCACUCCUGAGGGAGCUUUCUACCUACUGACGGCUGGGAAGAUGCCCAACAAGAAGCAAGCUAAAGCCGUGACCACGGAGUGGCAAAAGCGUGGCAAGCUCCCCGACUACUGCUUCAAAUUGCUGGACAGCAUGGACAAGCGGGUGCAUCCGAUGGCCCAGUUUUGUGCGGCGAGCGCCGCUCUCAAUCCGGAGAGCAAGUUCGUGGAGGCCUACAACAAGGGUGCGAAGAAACCCAAAUACUGGGAGUACAUCUACGAGGACUCCAUGAAUCUGUGCGCCUUCCUGCCCACCGUCGCGUCGGUCAUCUACUGCAACAUCUUCAAGGGCGGAAAAGGUAACCGCAAGCUGGAUUCCUCCAAGGACUGGUCUGACAACUUUUGCAACAUGAUGGGCUACAAGGACAGCGGCUUUGUGGAUCUGAUGCGACUGUAUCUCAUCCUGCAUGCCGAUCACGAGAGCGGCAAUGUCUCGGCCCACACCACCCAACUGGUGGGGUCGGCUCUCAGUGAUCCUUAUCUAUCCUUCUCGGCGGGCAUGUGUGGUCUGGCGGGACCGCUCCAUGGAUUGGCCAACCAGGAGGUUCUGGUGUGGCUGGACAAACUUGUCGCUGCCAUUGGCUGUGAGCCAUCGGAUGAGCAGAUACUCAAGUUUAUCAAUGACACGCUGAAGAGUGGUCGGGUCGUUCCCGGAUAUGGUCAUGCGGUGCUGCGUCAGACCGAUCCUCGCUUUUCCCUGCAAAACGCCUUUGCAAUGAAGAACUGCAAGGACGAUCCGGGAGUUAAACUUGUCACACGGCUCUGGAAACUCAUACCCAAGGUGCUGAAGGAACUGGGCAAGGUUGCCAAUCCCUAUCCCAAUGUCGAUGCCCAUUCGGGUGUACUCUUGCAGCAUUAUGGCAUGAACGAGAUGAAGUACUAUACGGUUCUGUUCGGCGUAUCCCGAGCCUUGGGCGUGCUUCCUCAGCUGAUCUGGGCUCGCGCUCUGGGUGCUCCCAUUGAGAGACCCAAAUCCUUUACCACCGAUUUCUUGUGCAAGUUCCUUUCCAAGUCGAAGAAGGGCAAGAAGGGAAAGAAGGGCAAGAAAGGAAAGAAGUCUAAGAAGGGGCCCAAGAAGUGUUGAAGGUCGAACCAUAAUGGAGGGGAAUAUCAUUGAGGAAUGUUUUGGCUAAUUAUAGAAAUAAAAUUUGAAUAU
Drosophila subobscura is the source of this 1569-nucleotide messenger RNA. Its product is annotated as probable citrate synthase, mitochondrial. Bases 16 to 1497 code for a protein of 493 amino acids. Gene Ontology annotation, biological process: tricarboxylic acid cycle; carbohydrate metabolic process. Lineage: Eukaryota; Metazoa; Arthropoda; Insecta; Diptera; Drosophilidae. Gene Ontology annotation, cellular component: mitochondrial matrix. The transcript has 5 exons. The record is from RefSeq and is a predicted model, not a curated record.